AUGCACUACCAUCGACAUUCCCAUAUUUUGCGUAACAUCCAAGAUUCGUUGGUUUAUUCCCGACUCGCUCGACCCGAUAAGCGCUACGUGCUCCUCUACGCGCCGCUGCAGUUCGAGUACCGGUACUACGUCUCGUCGCGCGACGGCGACAACGACAUCUCGGGCCGGCUCGACUUCCUGCUGUGGAGCUACGACCCGGACUACUGGUUCGACUGUCGCGAGAGCAUCGAGGUGGGCCAGCGCAGCGCGGACCCGAACCGCAGCAAGAGCCGGUGGACGCGCGUCAACUACGAGGCGUUUAGUAACCUGUUGUCGGUCAAUAUGUCGUGGAUCUGCGACGACGAGAGUCCCGGAAACCCGUGA
Molecule: messenger RNA, 363 nt
Organism: Dichotomopilus funicola
Lineage: Eukaryota; Fungi; Ascomycota; Sordariomycetes; Sordariales; Chaetomiaceae
Exons: 3
Coding region: 1-363 (120 amino acids)
Source: RefSeq, a predicted model, not a curated record